AUGACUGACUGGGCCAAGCUCAAGGUCAUUGACCUCAAGGCCGAGCUCAAAAGUCGCGGUCUACCACAGCAAGGUCUCAAAACAGAGCUUGUCGCGCGACUAGAUGAAUCCGAUCAAGAUACUGAGAAAGCCGAGGACCAAGAACAACUCGGAGAUGCGCCCGUAAACAGCGAGUCGGGAAAUGAUGAGCCACCGGCUGAGCAACCAGCCCUUGCAGACAAUGAGCCCCAGGAAGCGACCGAGCAGCCCGAACCGAAAGAAGAGAAGCCAACGGCUGAAACAAUGGAGCUAGAAGAGAACCAGUUGGGUGAUGAUACCGCGCCCAAUGCCGAUGGAGAGACUGAUAAAGGGGUCCCUGAAACUGAAAAGGAGGAAGACAUCAAGAAUGGAGCAUUAGAGGAAGCGGCGCGCGAUGGCGAUCUGGUCGCUGACGUGCCAAUCCCCGGAAAUGAAGUAGAUAUACAAGUAAGGGAACCAAUGGUGGAGGAGAAAUCAAGAGCGGGAACAGUGACAACCACUGUCGAAUCUACACCCUCUCACUCACUCGAACCAACCCCUGCUGCCGAACAGCAAAAGCGCAAACGCCGCUCUCUCACACCCCCACCAACCGAAGAAUCGAUUGCACGCAAACGCGCCCGCACGGAUGAGAGUCCAGCAAACGGCGAUAGUCUAGGUGCGCGACAGGAAGAUCUGCUACCUGAAACUCAAAACAAACCUGCUCCUAUGAACAUGGAUAGUGAGCCCCAAGCAGAGAAACCUCAACAAGAACCUACACAAGAAGCUGCCCCAGAGACCGAGGUACCCAGAGAAGAAAAUUUUGGUGAAGACAGAGAUAAACCGCAGGACAUGGACUACGAACGAGACGUUGCGCCGGCGGUGCACCCGGCCACUUCUGCACUUUACAUCAAGAACUUUAUGCGCCCUCUCCGACCCCAAGAUGUCAAGGCCCAUCUCGUCACGCUUGCGGCACGUUCUCGAGACGCAACGGACGAUGACGACGGGAUUGUGACUGAAUUUUUCCUGGACCAGAUCCGUACUCAUGGUUUUGUUAUCUUCAGGAAUACCGCUGCUGCUUCCCGCGUUCGCACUGCACUUCAUGAUAGUGUCUGGCCUAACGAGAGCAAUCGCAAAGCCCUGUGGGUUGACUUUGUCCCUCCUGAGAAGGUCCGCGACUGGAUCGAUACAGAACAAGCCAGCAGUGGUCCACGCGGCCGUUCUGGUGUUCGAUGGGAAAUCGUUUAUGAGGAUGGCCCUGGCGGCGAUGUUGAAGCACACCUCGAAGAAGCAUCAGCAUCAACAUCUCGCACGAUGCCUCAACUGAACGCAAGACCACCCCCGAGCUCAACAAUGGCGACCAAUUCUAUCCCUCUUGGACCCAGAGCACUCCGCGAACCUGCCAUUCCCACUGGACCACGCCCUGUUCGCCCCGGCACUGGACCUGGACCAAGACCUCCACCUAUCAACCCAGGCGGUGCAUUCAAGCGAACCAAUACUCGCCCAGUCAUCAACUACCAACCUGUAUCCGAAGACCUUGCGCGCCGCCGUAUCGACAACAUGCGCUCUUAUUACACAAAAGAUCGCGACCGCGACGUCGGCCGUGAGAUUAACCGCUACUCCUUUGAGAACGGCACUACAUUCGUUGACCGGGGCAAAGAGGUGUUUGAAGGCAUCCGACCUCCACACCGUGAGCGAGCCAUAGGCCGUGAGCGCCGUGGUGGAAGACGUCGUGGACGCGGUGGUGGCGGCGGUCGACCGCGUAGUGAUCGGUAUCUUCCCCCACCACGGGACGACCACGGUCCUCGUCGUGGCUCCUUGUCUGACGACGGUGAUUUUCGAAUGAGGGAUUGA
Molecule: messenger RNA, 1848 nt
Organism: Fusarium redolens
Lineage: Eukaryota; Fungi; Ascomycota; Sordariomycetes; Hypocreales; Nectriaceae
Exons: 1
Coding region: 1-1848 (615 amino acids)
Source: RefSeq, a predicted model, not a curated record